UAUAAUAUACAUUAAUUAAUGUAUUCAUUCAAUAAUUCAUUCAUUCAUUCAUUCAUUUAUAAUCUAUAUGAGAACACAAUUCUGCACAUCUCAGGCAUUUGUAGGUUUCUUCACUACUUUACUAAGCGGAACACAAGAGGAAACCUCAUUGUAAUAUACAGUAAAUGAGCCUCUAAAUUAAUUUUGAGUGUGUCGUUUAAUUAGUGUGGUGUGUUUCUCCUGUAAACUCUGCUUGUUUGUUUUUUCGCCUCAUUAAAAAGAUAGAAUCGGCUGUGUUUACGGCCUCUAUCGGUCUGGAUUGACGGGGUGUUUACACACAGCUCUUUCUCUCCUGGCUUGUUGUCACGGCUGCUUUUGUGCUCUCUCUCCCUGAUUGGGUCUGUGUGGGUUUCACCCAAGUGGCUCCCUGUCAUUAAGAUACUAAAUCUCUCUGGGCAAUAAAGUCAAAUUAGUUUGCCUUUCUAAUUAUCCUAAUACUGCCUCCUGUAUGAUUGUUUUCCGCCAUGAAGUCCCUCUAAUCCACAUACUGAAAUAAAGCUCAGAUUGUUCCCCUAAUAAUCUGUUAUCUCUGGGCUCCCAAGUCUUUUUGAUAUGGCAGAGGAAGCCAAUGGAUUGCUGCUCUCCUGUUAUUAAUACGCUGCAUGCAUUGCUCCAUAAAUAAAAUGAGCUGGAUUUAUAUGCAUGCAAUAUGGAGCUAUUCUGUACUGGGUUCAGCAAAAUAAACUUUGACAUUACCGAAGGCAUUUACUUAUAUAGUACAUGCAUGUAUAUAUUACAUACAUAUAAUUAAGUAUUGGGACAGUGACACAAUUAUAGUUGUUUUGGAUCUGCAUUUUAAAUAAAACAAAGAAUAUGAGGUUAAAGUGAAGACUGCCAUCUUAAAAAGGUACAUUAAAAACUAGAGUUUAUAAACAGACCUAUGGACAGAUGAGAUGACAAAAGUGAUGGAGAGAGGAAAGUAUAGAGAAUGCAAGGAACUGCUCAUGAUCCAACACAUGCCACCUCAUCUGUGAAUCAUGGUGGAGGUAGUGUUAUGGCUUGGGUAUGUAUGGCUGCCACAGGUGCAUGUAAAUAUUUACAUUUACUUUUAUAUGAACCUUUACAUAUAUUGCAAUAUGAGUAAUGCAUGUACACGAAAUAUUGCUUGUAAUUCAUAACAUUCAUUGUACUGCUGCUCCAGUUCUCAGUAGAUCAAACCAAUUGUGGAUGGUGGUAUUUGAUACAUAAUGCUGUGUGUACAUGUUCUGAAACUGCUAUGAUGAAGAAAGAGCGUACAUUUCCAUGUCAGUUCUCAUGAGUGUUCCAUCAUGUUGACUGAAAAAUCCCAAAACAAACCAACGUCUCAACUUGUCCAAAGUACGCCUUAAGAGAGCAUGUCCUCUACUAACACCUUUCAAAAAGAAAUGUCUGAUAGAUUCAUAUUUUCUCCUCCUACUAAGGAAAGAUGUACUCUUGUACACUUGUGUCACUCAUUUAUGUGCUAUUUCUAUAUAUCCAAAUACUUUUUUAGGGGGAAGUACGCUGGUGGCGGGGGAUAGAAGUACAUGUCCGGAGUGUUAAUCGGGUCAGUAGAAUGAUGAAUCGCCGUGAAUAUUUGCUCAGAAAUUCUACCUAGACUCCUUGAUUGCAUUUAUACUUCUCAGUUGAUUGAAGAGUUUCUUUGAAGCUUUUUUUUCCCCUGUCACCCCCACCACUCAGUUGGUGGUCAUGUGACCUUGAUGAGAAGGCGGGGCUUGGGCGGGAGGAAACAGGUAAGGGGCAGUGUGCUUCACACCUGGCUCAGGUGAGAGCUCUCUCCUCGGAGCAGACUCCACCUUCACCCACCAGCCAUCUCUUCAAGGACUCCUCUCUCACAGCUCACAGCCUGCUCUCUGAUCACAUGGAUUCAUAUCGCUCUUAUUGCUAUACGUCUAUACAGCUGUGCCGCUGUGCUGCAUUUUCUACGUGGAAUUUUUUUGGCUGAAUGGGCACACAUUGCAUUAGGCUAAUGUUUUUUUUUGUUUCCUUAUUUUUAAUUGGCUGGUGCAAUAAGACCCUACCUCUUCAGCUGACACCAGCUACAACACUUUUUUUCUCAGUUCGCAGGCUGCUUUAUUUGAUCCUGUACCUGUAUUGCAUUACACCGCUCUAUAUCAGUGUCUAAUCUGCAUUUACAAUUUGUACGCUCACCAUCCAGGGCCCAUUGUUGAGCGGGGACUGAGUGUGCCGUUCGGUUAGUCUUUCCUUGGCCCUCUCCUCCUGGCCGUGUGGAACCGGGACGCGGGAGCCCCCCGGACCCUGCCGGGAGAGCGGAGAUGUUCAGCCCGGGCCAGCUGCUGUCGGCCCUGUCGCCCGUCGUCUUCCCCUCCUCCGCGGCUCACUUCUACCCUGCCUUUCCGGCCAGGCUGGGCAUGCCGCAGAUCUCCAGCCUCUUCAUACCGAGGCCCCUGGUCAGCUACGAGAUAUUCCAGAGCUACCAGCUGCAGCCCGAGCCCUGCAAGCAGGCUCUGCUCCUGGCCACCCAGGCGGCCGGAUUGGUGGGGAUCCCAGAGUACGCAGACGAGCUGCGGCCAGUGAAGCAGAGGCGGGCUCGGGCCAACUACAGCAGCUGGCAGCUGGAGGAGCUGGAGAAGGCCUUCGAGAGCACGCACUACCCUGACAUCUUCAUGAGGGAGGCCCUGGCCCUCCGGCUCGACCUCAUCGAGGCUCGAGUGCAGGUGUGGUUCCAGAACCGCAGGGCCAAGAUGCGGCGGCAGAUGAAGCUGCAGGGCCGGGCUGGGGAGAGGGCAGCGGGCGAGGGCUGCCAGGAGGUCCCCACCGUGUCCCGCCAAGCCAUACAGGACCCCGAGAGCUCCGACAGCGAGCACUGGGACAGGAAGCCAGAGAAAGGGGGCUACCCCAGGCCCGGGACCCGACCCCCAGCGACGCCCGCAGUCCUGACCGGCCGCGUCCAGGGCGGGGCGCGCCGGUCCGGGGAGCUGGAGAGAGUUCAGGGCCCUGGCACGGACGAGUUCCGCUCCUUCAGUAUCGCCAAGCUUCGGGCCAAAGCCAAGGAGCACGAGGCAGAGAUCCACAGCACCGCGGCCAAAUCCAGACUGGAGCUGCUGCCCGGGGACACGGAGAGGGCGACCGAGCCUUUGUCUCCAUUACACCCCGUUUAACCUGCAGCCACAUUGUCAUGUGUACUCUCUACUGAUGCCCAUCAUCGAAGCACUGUGACGGAAUGGAGUAGAAGCCAGAUAAAAAGAACUAUUCUGUCACACUGUCUUAUUUGCUUUAUUCUUUCAUCUCAUAAAUUAAUUGAUUUAUAAUUUAUACUUAUCUGUCCUGUAUCUAUAUAGCUAGGUUGAUGCUGUACAGUAAAUCCCAUAUCUGACUUUUUAUGAAUAGAUUAAUAAACUGUGCAUUACAAUUUGUUUCUGGUAAUGUUUGCUUUUUGAUAUCUGUUCAACAGAUAGUAGUGCAGUUGAAAAGCAUAACACUUACAGUUUGAAGUAAACAUUGCUGGUUGAAAAGAACAUGGAACAUCACCAUCAAUGUGACUCAGCACUUUGGCUGAACCUUGUAGAUUUUUUAUCUUCAGUUCUUUCAUAGCUAGAUUUAUUAUGUGGAGGACAUUUAACAAACAAUUUCCAGAAAUAACAUGACUUGUUUGAAAAGCACAUUUUUUCCCAUGUCUGAACUGUUGUACAGGAAAGCUUUGUCAGUGUUGUGUGACAGGAUAAUAGUGUUUUUGUUUCCUCUAGUUCACACUUACAGAAUUUUUCCAAGAAAAUAUGUCUAUCUAUAUAUAAAAGGUAAAGGUA
This is a messenger RNA of Anguilla rostrata (American eel), 3785 nucleotides long. Its product is annotated as retina and anterior neural fold homeobox protein 2-like. The transcript has 3 exons. The record is from RefSeq and is a predicted model, not a curated record. The coding region runs from base 2295 to 3140 and encodes 281 amino acids. Lineage: Eukaryota; Metazoa; Chordata; Actinopteri; Anguilliformes; Anguillidae. Gene Ontology annotation, molecular function: DNA-binding transcription factor activity, RNA polymerase II-specific; RNA polymerase II transcription regulatory region sequence-specific DNA binding. Gene Ontology annotation, biological process: regulation of transcription by RNA polymerase II.